UGCUGCCGGGGGCAGGGGAUGGUGGCAGGUGUCAGCCCUGCAGGGGGGCCCAUUUCCCAGCCCCCCUGCCCUAUAGCGCGGGGCCAGGCUGCUCCCCGCCUGCGUCCCUAGCUGGGGGGGUCUGGAUCGGUUCCAACCCCCCCGUUUCCCCAGGCCCCAUUGCGGGCCGGUGGGAGGGGGGUGGUGGAGAGAAACUUUCUAAGUGUCUUUAAAAAUCCCAGCGACUCCUGGCUCCCUCCUGCCUAGCCGGGCCCCCCACCGCCAGGCGAAGGCAGACAUCGGGGAGGGGGGAGAGGGCUGGACCCAACUCAGCUCCCCCCUCCCCGCUGGGCCCCUCGGGAGGGGAAAGGCUAAAGCCGGCUUCUGGAUCCCUGCGGGCCCUUCCCCCGGCUGAGCCGCUUAGUCAGGCCGGUUCUCAUUCCUCGGCUGCCUGAGAUUCCCCAAGAUUCCUGCCCCGGGGCGCUCCCCGCGGGGAUGGGGCAUCUUGGGGUGUGACGAUCUCACCGGAGUCUGGGUGGGCCAGAGGCAGCAGAACAGACUUGGGGUUUGGGUCUGGACAUUUCUCCUAGUGGGGUUAGUUGUUCCCUGGCCCGCCGGCCCGGUGCUGAUCCACCCCCCUGCCCAGGAGCGGGCCAUGUCCUAGUGGCGGUUUGGGCGGGGUGGGGUGGGGAACUGGGGGAGAGUGGAUGGUGCUGGAAGGACCCACCCGAGGUGCGGCUUGAGCCUGCUGGGGAAGGCUGGGUGGGCCACGGCACCGCCGGGAAGAUGAGCCUCGUCCUGGGCCCGUACGGCGAGGGCGCGGAGACGCUGCUUCACGGGGAGUUUGGGGCUUACCCCUCCAAGGGCUCCCGCUACGCCCUCAGCCUGACCCAGACGGCGCUGCACAUCCAGCGGCUGGUGCCCAAGCCGGAGACGGACCAGCGCACCGUGGUGCCCCUGGCCGAGGUGGUGGGCUGCCACACGCUGCGCAGCCGGGCGCCGGCCGACCGGGCGGCGUAUUUCUCUGUCUACGCCUACCCGCUGAAGAAGAGGAAGGUGGCGGUGGGGUCGGGGCGCGGGCGGCAGAGGGCGGCACGGACCUUUCAAGUGGACGGGGCCGACGACUACGAGAAGAACCAAGCGGUGGCGGAGAAAUGGGCGGCUGCCAUCAAGUGCCUGGUGCUGGGUAUCCCCAUCUCCAGUGACACAGACAUCGCCCCCAGCCUCCUGCCGCGCCCACGCCGGCUGCUGCUGCUGCUGAACCCGUUUGGGGGCAGGGGCCUGGCCCUCCAGUGGUGCCAGACCCAUGUGCUGCCCAUGAUCACGGAGGCGGACAUCAGCUUCAACUUGAUCCAGACAGAGAGGCCAAACCACGCCCGGGAGCUGGUGAAGAGCAUCAACCUGGCAGAAUGGGAUGGGAUCGUCGCCAUCUCAGGGGAUGGGCUCCUAUAUGAGGUUCUCAACGGGCUGAUGGAGCGCCCUGACUGGGAGCAGGCGAUCAAGAUGCCGGUUGGGAUUUUACCGAGUGGUUCGGGGAACGCCUUGGCCGGAGCCAUCAACUGUAAUGCCGGGCUGGAGCAGGUGCUGGGCCUGGAGCUGCUGCUGAACUGCGCCCUGCUGCUGUGCCAUGCGGCUGUGGCCCCGCUGGACCUGGUGGCCGUCACCACGGCCUCGGGUGCCCGCUGCUUCUCCUGCCUCAGCGUGGCCUGGGGCUUCGUCUCGGACGUGGACAUCGAGAGCGAGAAGUACCGGCACAUGGGCGCCGCCCGCUUCACGCUGGGCACUCUGGUGCGCCUGGCCUCCAUGCACACCUACCGCGGGCGCCUCUCCUACCUGCCCGCCGCCGACGCCACCGCCCACCGGCCCAUCUCCCGCAGCAUCACCGUGGCCCCCAACGGCCGCCUGCCCCUGCAGCGCCUGCCCUUGCACCGCGCCCUGUCCGACAUGGGGCUGUGUGAAGAGCGCCACGCCUUCCGGGGGGCUGAGCCGGCUCCCGCACCCUGCCCCUCGCCCGGCUCCCCGCCCCCCUCCUCCGCCUCCGUCCUGCCCCCGCCCAGCUUCUCCUUCGAGCCUGGGCCGGGGGAGCUGCCGGCCGGCGGGGCGGGUGAGGCCCAGGUGGGCGGCCCCCCGGACGAGCUGUUGGUGCCGCUGGGGCAGCCGGUGCCCGGCUCCUGGGUGACGGUGGAGGACGACUUUGUGCUGGUGCUGGCCAUCUACCAGAGCCACCUGGGGGCCGACCUCUUCGCCGCCCCCUUCGCCCGCUUCGACGACGGGCUCAUCCACCUCUGCUUCAUCAAAGCCGGCAUCUCCCGCGCCGCCCUGGUCCGCCUCUUCUUGGCCAUGGAGAAGGGCAGCCACUUCGAGCAGGAGUGCCCCCAUCUCGUCCACGUGCCCGUCCGGGCCUUCCGCCUGGAGCCCCUCACCCGCAAGGGCAUCCUGACCGUGGACGGUGAGCGGGUGGAAUACGGCCCCAUCCAGGGCCAGGUGCACCGGGCCCUCGCCAGACUUAUCACCGGCAUCAACCGCCUCAAGAUUGCCACCGGCUGAUGCCCCCGGCUGGGCGCGGAGAGAGGGGCCCCAGUCCCCUCUCCGGCCGGCUUGUUUCAGGGGGUAGCCAGAAACGGCUGGAAGGGGACGUGCUGCCCUCCCUCCUGGCGGCAGGGGGCGCAGCGGGGACCAAGCCGCGCUGCCCCUGCCCGGCUCCUGCCUAAAGCUGCGUAUUUAUUGCUUUGAUCCUGGCAUCACCCACUGAGUGAAUGUCACGGGGGGGCGUGACCCCCUGUGGGAGAGGAGGGGGUGUUUCCCACCAUGUGGGGGUCGCAGGCGAGAAAGGAAAGGGAUGGGCUACGUGAGGUGCUGCGCGUGGCCCUUUUUCACCUCUACCCCAUCCCGUGUCCAGGGGCCACUAGGGAGUCGGAACCGGGCCUGUUCCCAUUGCCUGCCACUAGGGGGAGGCUUUGCCCGUGGGGGGAGCCACGGGGCUGGUGCCUCCGGCCACUAGGGGGAGUGGGAGGGGCUGGCAGGUGUCCGAGCAGGUGCUUCAGUACCCCAUGUCUCCCCCUAGGGGCCUGCUGGGGAGCUGCCCUCGCAUGCGUGCCAGGUGUGCAGCCUUCUGUCUCCCCCUAGGGGCUGGAGGCAGGGCUGCAGGCAAGACGCUCCCAUUACACGCGGGGUGGUGGUGGGGAAGUGGCGUUGCAGACCAGUUGCUGAUCUCCGCGGUGCGGUCAUUCUGGCUGCCCGCCCCCGCUCUAACCACUAGCGCCCCCUCCCCCCGGAGCCAGGCUAGAACCCAGGAGUCCUGGCUCCCAGACCCCACCCCACCCCCGCUCUAACCACUAGACCCCCUUCCCCUACAUGAGCAGCAGGUAAAAUUUUUGGAGGGGAGUGGGGUCUAGGGGGUGAGGGCAGUGGUGGGCAGGUAUGUGCCUCAGUUUCCCUCUGUCCCAGAGGCUGGCAGGCUGGCCCCCCUCCGAUGGCCGUGUGCCAGGUGCACCAGAGCCCGGCGGGAAGGGGCAGGGCCCGGCAAAGGAUGCAGGCUGGAGAUUUCUUUGCACUAAAACCUCUGUGUUCUGUGAGUGGGGACGGCCAGCGUCGUGUGCUGCGGGAGGGGGGGGAGAUAAUGUCUGUCUGUCCUGUGU
Terrapene triunguis (Three-toed box turtle) is the source of this 3617-nucleotide messenger RNA. RefSeq names its product sphingosine kinase 2 (gene SPHK2). Gene Ontology annotation, biological process: positive regulation of apoptotic process; sphinganine-1-phosphate biosynthetic process; sphingosine biosynthetic process. Lineage: Eukaryota; Metazoa; Chordata; Testudines; Emydidae. The transcript has 5 exons. Gene Ontology annotation, cellular component: membrane; intracellular membrane-bounded organelle; cytoplasm. The record is from RefSeq and is a predicted model, not a curated record. Bases 766 to 2526 code for a protein of 586 amino acids.